AUGGCGACAAUUACUGCUAAAAUAAAGCAAUCGCUUCGCAUCAACUCGCCUCAUUUUCAAAACUUCAUAAUGGGAUGUCUCCUAUUCUGUCUCCCUGGAAUCUAUGGAGCUAUCACAGGUCUCGGAGCUGGAGGCGGGAAACCCAGUUCCCAAAGCACGUCUUCGGAUGCGAAUUCUAUUCUCUACGGCGCUUUCACGCUGUUCGGAUGGCUGGGUGGUUCGAUCUUGAAUAUCCUCAAGCCAAGACUUACAGUUAUGUUUGGAGCUAUCGGAUACCCACUCUACGUUGGUGGUCUCUGGUAUUUUGACCGAACUGGAAAUUCCUGGUUUGUUUUAUUUGCAGGUGCCAUGCUGGGUAUGACAGCUGGCUGCCUGUGGACUGCGACAGGAUGGGUGUCAUAUGUCUAUCCAGAGGAGAAGGAAAAGGGUACCUUUAUUGUGGUGCAAUACAUGCUUCAUUCUUUAGGCUCUACGGUAGCAGCUUUCAUUGCUUUCGGGGUAAAUAAGAAUGAGAUCAAAGCGCAAGGCGUCUCCGAUGGCAUCUACAUCACCUUUAUCGUCAUCAUGUGUUCUUCCAUCAUCAUUGGCGGGUUAUUCGUUGUCGACCCCCGGAAAGUCGUUCGUAAUGAUGGGACGCACAUUGCUAUAUUCCAACAAGCAGCCAUUUUACCCGAACUCAAAGCUAUGCUAACAGUCUUUAUUGACCCCCGGAUAUUACUUCUCACUCCUGCCAUCUUUGUAGGUGAGAUGGCUACUGCGAUGAUUAGCAGUAUCAACAGCUACUAUUUCAAUCUCCGGACCCGCUGUCUCAACAACGUCAUAUUUCAAAUCAUCCAGAUCCUAAUCCCGCUCAUCCUCUCCUUCAUCCUCGACAGCAAGUACGUGCAGCGCCGACGGACACGUGGUAUCAUAGGAGUUGCGUUCAUAGGAACUAUAACCCUAUGUUCAUGCGCCGGACUCGCAGCUUUCAUCAAGGAGAACAAUAUCAACCAGCGACUCUAUAAAGCGCGAGGACAUGAUUGGACGGAUUCGGCAUUUGCGAAAUGCUUCGUCAUCUAUCUGUUCUUCGGGAUGCUCUAUAGCGGCCUUCAAAUCGUCAUCGAAUGGAUUCUUGCAGCGCUCACUAAUGAUCCCGCGGUUCUGGCACGGUAUGCAGGUCUGUUCAAGGGGACUGGGAGUUUGGGGAUCUGCGUUUCGUUUCUUCUGGAUUCGAGGAAAGUGCCAUAUAUUUGGCAACUGACUGUCCAGUUCAUCCUUUACGCAAUCGGCCUCACAGGAAUGUUAAUCGUGGUGCUGUUCUAUGUCACAGACACAAACUACUUCAUCGAGGAAACAGUCAUCGUGCCACACAUUAUUGAGCAACAGGCGAAACUCGAGGGACUAGCUACUGAAGAGCAGAUCAACCAUGAGUUUGAGAAGGAACGGAGAGCGGAAGAACUGGCGGCUGGGGCUGGUGGAAAUAUCCCUGAGAUUACUGCGGUUUGA
This is a messenger RNA of Lachnellula hyalina, 1485 nucleotides long. RefSeq lists its product as uncharacterized. Bases 1 to 1485 code for a protein of 494 amino acids. The transcript has 5 exons. The record is from RefSeq and is a predicted model, not a curated record. NCBI's taxonomy places the organism in Eukaryota, Fungi, Ascomycota, Leotiomycetes, Helotiales, Lachnaceae.